Molecule: messenger RNA, 4986 nt
Organism: Vollenhovia emeryi
Lineage: Eukaryota; Metazoa; Arthropoda; Insecta; Hymenoptera; Formicidae
Gene: nvy
Product: protein CBFA2T3
Exons: 7
Coding region: 282-2786 (834 amino acids)
Biological process (GO): DNA-templated transcription; negative regulation of DNA-templated transcription
Cellular component (GO): nucleus
Molecular function (GO): transcription corepressor activity
Source: RefSeq, a predicted model, not a curated record
ACGAGAACCAGUGAGGACGCAGAGGUUUAGCUUAGGUGACUUAAGGGGAUGUUGAAGUGAUUCCGCACUUUUGGCACCUUUUUGACUUAAUCUGAAUAAUGGGAUACUGUCGGUCUGUACACAAAAGCCACAUAAUUUGUAUAUUACACAAAUGUUUUCGUGAAUUGACAGCUCUAGGAGCAAAAUGUGCCAUUCUGAUUGGCUCUCGUAAAUAAUCCAGUAGGAAAAAUGGUGUCGCGUGCCGUUGGCCUCAGUCUCCGUUAACUGUCCCAAGGCCCAACAUGAGGGUGCAAUUUGCAUUGAAUUCGUGUCGCCGCCCGCAGGUGAGAAAGCGGCUCGCGAGUAUGAAAGUGGAGGGCGGAGUGGCGACGACGACGACGGUCCUCCACAAGGUCAAGGUCAAGGAAGAGACGAAGGAAUGCUGCGGCUACCAGCAGGCCUCGCCAUCGUCCACGUCGGCGGCGGCCACCGCGACCGUCGCGACGCUCACCGUCUCGGCUGCGACGGCGAUCACCACGACCGUCACCAACAGCAACGGCGUUUCCACCGUCAACGCGAAUACUUCCGCGACCACCACGGUCGUCGCCGCCGCCGCCGCCGCCACCCCCGCUCUGCAGUCCCCCGGUAUUAUCUGCCAUCCGCCGACGACCGUCUCCAACACCGUGGAAUCCUUCCCGGUCGACCUCGACCUCAAGGCCAAGAGUAAGGCGUCCUCCGCGGCGCGGGAGAAAUCUUCGCGGGAGGAAGCGGUGCAGCCUGAGGCGCACUCGCCCUCCUCUCAGCAGCAUCAAAGGAUCGGUCAGCAGAAGCAAACGAACGGCCCUCGAUCGGAGUACAAAGGCGCGUCCGGUUGCUCCAGGUCUUCUGACAACGACAGCCCUUUGCCCUCGCAAUCGCUCAAGCCCGAGCUCGAGGAGGGUGCACCAGGGGCUGCGAAUGCCGGGCCCAGGACGACGGACGAGCAGGGCGACGGCGCCGCGCUGGCGAACGGCACCACCGGUGCGUCUAGAUGCGUCAGCGGCAUCUUCGCCGGACACGGCAAGCUCAAGAGGCUGCUGGGCACCCUGGUGCAAUUCGCGACCGACAUCUCGGCGGACACGGGCGACACGGUGCGCACGCUGGUGCUCGCGCUUCUGAGCGGCAGCAUGACCGCGGAGGAGUUUCACUCGGCGCUACAGGAGGCGACCAACUUCCCGCUCCGAAGCUUCGUCUUGCCGUACCUCAAGCACACUCUACCCUCCUUGCAGAGGGACCUGAGCAACGCUGCCAGGGCGAAUAAUCAGAGCUGCGUGCAGUUCCUACGAUCCAACGAGGCCGCCGUUCUCGAGGCCGUGGGGCUGGUACCGUCCGGCGAAUCCGUCGAGGUCUUCGGCGAGCACGGGGGUGCGAACGGGAUCGGCGGCGGUAAUCAGUGCUCCGCUCAUUACGCCAUGCGCUCGAAUUCUAAUCCCGGCGUCGGCGCCAUUCAGCACGCGGUGGGCAGUAACGCCGCGGGCGCGCUGCACCAUUAUCCCGGCGCUGCUCAUGCACCGAAACGCCGUGCCUCCGACACCCCAUACUAUGAGAACGGUGUUCUUCCGGACGAUAUGCCGGUAUACGGCAAGAGAUCCGUUAAUCCUUGGAGCCACCACCAUCAGCAGCAGCAACAGCAGCAGCAGCAGCAGCAACAGCAACAGCCGACGGACCCGUCCUACUGCUGGUACCAUCCAUUGCACUCCUCGGGCGGAUCGAUUCAAGGUCACGCGCACGGCCACGGUCACGGGCCGAGUCCGGUGCCGCCUAGUCUCGUGCAGAUUAAUCAGAUAAACGCGUUCUCCGCGCCGCAUCAUCUGACUCAGCAGCCGCAGCAGUCGAUGGGCCACGGCCUGCAGACGCAGAACGGCAGCCUCGACGACGAGUGGAAGAAUAUCCAUGUGAUGCUCAACUGCAUCCUGGGCAUGGUCGAGAAGACGAAGAGAGCGCUGGCGAUCCUCCAGCGACGGGGAUGCUCCAGCCCGGCGGCGGCGGCGGCGGCGGCGGCGGCGGCGCCUCUGCCAGGUGUAGUCGCGGCGCAGAAUGGCACCAGCAAUAACGGCAACAAUAACGGCAAUAAUCCCUCGUCGACUAACGGUGUGCAGGUCGAGUCGUCCACCGGCGAUCGAGACGGCAGUCUGAAGCGACUGUCCGGCGAGAUCGUCGCGCAAACAAUCAGGGUGACCGAGGACAGGGUAGCCGAGGUGAAACGAAGAGCCGAGGAAGCUGUGUUAGAAGUGAAGAGGGCUGCAGUGGCGGAGGUGCAGCGCGCCGUAGCGGUUGCGGUUGCGGAGUCGAGGGCGAACGAACGUUUGAGGGUUCAUCGAUUACUGGAUCUUCCUCUGUCCCAAAGAAAUCCGGGCAGCCUCCGCCAGGGCCCUUUCCUGAGGGUUCACGGAAAUUCGGGCGCGGUCGAGGCCAGCGCCAGAAAUGUUACGACGCCGACGACGACGCCGAAUUCGGCGCCGUCGACCACUGAAGAUGAGAAGGACAUCCACCUCACCAGCAUGAUGGGAUCCAGCUGUUGGAACUGCGGCAGGCCCGCUCUGGAGACCUGCGGAGGAUGCGGGAUCGCCCGGUACUGCGGCUCCUUUUGCCAACAUCGCGACUGGGAGGCCGGUCAUCAUACGACAUGUAACAAUCUGCCGCCGCGCGAACCGCGGAGAUCAGCGUCGCGCAGUCCGCCGAGGGUCGCUGCCGCGAAUCUUUCUACGAGCGUCAACGAGGUCGACGCCGCGCCGGUGCCGUCCGCCGGGGUCUCGAAGGGGAAGUGACGUCGCGGUAUUAGGAACAACCAGCGUUCAAUUAGAUCGAUCGACUACGAGUCGCGCUGAUCGCGCGUCUCCCACAGACUCUCCUCUGUAAAGAAUGUAUGAAUUGAAAUGAGCCGAGAGGAACUCGUUUCUGUAAAACUGAAUGCCUGAUCCUCGAAAUCGGGGGGAUGACUUGAAAUUCUUGGACGUUCGUUCGAUCCCUUCGUACUCUGAUUGUGUCUCCGUAAGAGUUAAGACAAAAUGAAAUAACGGAAGAAAAAGAAGAGCCGAUACUUAAUUUUGAUAAUUAGGUAUUCAUAUGUUCACAAGAUAAAUUCCUGCGCCAAUUCUUUGAAUUCAUUCACCCGUCUACAGUGUUUUCGCCGAUCAUACAUCUUCUGCGUACACUUAUCGUUGUGUCCCUUCCUUUCCGUAAAGCUGACCGGAGAUUUCUUUUGUAAUAUAUCUGGAUACGUGAGUGAGAGUAUCAAGAAGAAUUUCUCUGAUCCAAAAAAGCAACGAAAUAAUGACUGAAAAAUUUCUAGUAGUUAUCUCGUUGCUUUUUCACAAGGGAUAUAUCUACGAAAAAAUUGAUUAUACAAUUGUCAAGGAUGCCUGAUAAUCGAACUAGUAUCAGAAGAUACUAGUUCCAUGAUCAGUUUAUUCGCUGAAUAGAUCUCUAAUCCCGGCGUUUCAGUCAGUUUAAAAUUCGCGAUGACAAAUAAACUUCACGAUUAUUUAAUCAAUUAAAAAAUGGGAAUAUUCGAGUAAUCGAUCAACAGAUUUGAUACGUUCUUAAUCUUUCGGUUAUAUUAAAAUAGCGUUACUCACACACGAAAGUUGAAAAGACGGCUGAAGGAUUGGAGAAUCUUUGGAAGAUUUGCGUUGCUCGAGUGCGAUUCGAGUUUAAACUUAAUAUUUUAACAGUUUUAACCGAUUCACUUUAUACCGUUAGCUAACAACCAAAAAUAGUCAAUGUGAAAAAUGCACGAUAGCGAAAGGCGAGUAAACUUCUUCGAUUGUACGCUUCGAAUGAAAGCGCACGACAAAGCCGUCUCAAGAUUUUACCGAUUAAUGACAGAAAACGAAUAACUGAUUUCACAAGUAGCGUAAUCGAUCUUAUGAGCGUUUGCGUUUUCCUGAUAGAUAACGCCGGCGAGAUAUGCAUAGUAUUGUCGUAAAUGUACACGUUUAUCAGCAUCGUGCCAGAGCCGUUCUCCUCCAUCGAGAAUCGCAGAUUUCCAAUCCAUUUAUUAUCUAGGAUUAAACCAAACAAUAGAAAUAAUGCGUGUCUUAAACGAUUUCUGCAAUUCCGAAAGAGUAAUAGAUAACCGUGAAUCCGAUCAAUGAAUCGCAGAUGUGCGCUUCGCAUUCGUUCUGAAUCGAUAUUAGCGGUAAAUGUAGCGUUACGAAAAUAACUCUCCCAUUAGUGUUAGACGUUUCUUCAUUUCGCCGUUAACAAGUUAAAUUCUUCAAUAUACGCGAAGCAGGGCUGAGAAAAAGAACGCGCUCGUCCAAUUAAUGGACUUCAUUUGGAUGUGAUUUAGAAGACGCGAACAUCUUCCUUCGCUUUAUUCGAAGGUAUUUAACGGGACGCAAAACUUUUACUGUUCUCGAUAUCAGUUGAAUCUACGAUGCAUGAAAUUAUGACAAUGCACGAGUUAGUUUCUCCUUUCCUCCUCUUCAAACGAUCGAGUAAUAUGUGUUCUCUCACAUUGAUGUAACUUUUUACUAUAUCUCGAUAUUACACCGCAGAAUAUCGUUGUGAAAAUAAUAUGUGUCGCAAGACGAAGUUGAUAUAUACAUGCACAGAACAAACAUAGCUACGAUACACACAAAAUGAUUUCAUUUUAUCACAUGUCUAUCGCUCAUCUCGAUGUUUCGUACACGAGGGACGAACCACAUCGAUUUUAUCCUAGUCAAUUGAUAGGUUUAACAAAUUGUAACGACUGUAAUGUAACUUGCGAGUCUCGAAUCCUUUACUUUGCGCGCACGCAUCUCAGGAUAUGAUUGUCACGUAUAUUUAAGUCUAGUCAACACGGGAAAGACGAAGCGGAUUUAUCGGUCAUACGCGUUAGGGAACUUUGCUCAAAUCUAGACUACGAAUUAUUGUAAUUUUUCCUAGGCACAUUGCGUUGCGGGGAUGUAUGAUGGAUCCUAUAAAGUGUAUUUAUAAACUAACGAAAUAUAUGAUUAUUCUAUGUCAGAAUGUAAGAAACAA